CUGUCAUUUGCAACAGUACAUAAACACACGUGAAACUAUAAUUGCGGCACUAUUUCUUUCCUUUCAGAAAUUGGUAUUGUUAUUCAAGUUGUUUUUCUACUUUUGAUUAUUAAAAAGAGCAAAAGAAGAACAAUGGUGGUCCCCGAAAAGAUUUUAAUGAGGAAAAUAAAAAAGCGCGAAAAAGCCAAAAAACAAAUAAUAGCAAAUAAACAAGCUGUAAAUAGCAUAAAAGAACCAUCAGAUGAGGAAAUUAAACAUGUUUCUGGUCAGUUUGUGAAAAGCUUGAUGAACGACAAAAAUAACAAGAAGCGCAAAUUUGAAGAUGCGAAUUUGAAUGUUCCUGAGAUCUACAACAGGAAGAACAACAAGAGAAAACCCAGGUCAUCCGAAGAAGGUGAAGGUCUUGCAAACGAUUUGAGUAAUGAUGUAGCAGAUACAAAUAAUGAUAGUACUGAAAUUACCAAUAAUGCAGAAAAUAUCGAAAAUGUCAAAGUAUACGAAGAGCCUACUGAUCGAUCAUUUAAUUCAUUAAAGGAGCAAGUAUCCAAAGAAACCUUAAAAGCCAUAGAAGAAAUGGGAUUCACUACGAUGACGGAAAUUCAAUCAAAAUCUAUUGCUCCAUUACUAGAUGGACGGGACCUUGUAGGUGCUGCAAAAACCGGUUCGGGUAAAACAUUGGCAUUUCUCAUUCCAGCCGUUGAACUCAUAAAAAAACUAAAGUUCAUGCCAAGAAAUGGUACGGGCAUUAUAAUUAUUUCACCUACACGUGAGUUAUCAAUGCAAACGUUCGGUGUACUAAAGGAAUUGAUGGCACAUCAUAGUCAUACGUACGGUUUAAUAAUGGGCGGUGCGAAUCGAUCAGUUGAAGCUGAAAAAUUAGCGAAGGGUAUCAAUAUUGUCGUUGCAACACCUGGCCGUUUACUAGAUCACUUACAAAAUACACCCGAAUUCUUAUAUAAAAAUCUUCAGUGCUUAAUAAUUGACGAAGUUGAUCGGAUUCUUGAAAUCGGGUUUGAAGAAGAUUUGAAACAAAUCGUAAAUUUAUUGCCUAAGCGUAGACAAACAAUGCUCUUCUCGGCCACUCAAACCGAUAAAAUUGACGCACUUACUAAAUUAGCAUUGAAAAAGGAACCCAUUUAUGUUGGUGUUGAUGAUAACAAAGAAACGGCAACAGUUACUGGAUUGGAACAAGGCUAUAUUGUUUGUCCAUCUGAAAAACGGCUAUUGGUUCUAUUUACGUUUUUAAAAAAGAAUCGUAAGAAGAAGGUUAUGGUAUUUUUCUCAUCAUGUAUGUCAGUUAAAUAUCAUCAUGAACUUUUCAAUUACAUUGACUUACCAGUUACAUCGAUCCAUGGCAAGCAAAAACAAACCAAGCGCACUACAACAUUUUUCCAAUUUUGCAACGCCGAAUCGGGUACACUAUUAUGUACAGAUGUUGCUGCACGUGGUUUAGAUAUUCCAGCCGUCGACUGGAUUGUUCAAUUCGACCCACCAGAUGAUCCAAAAGAAUACAUUCAUCGUGUCGGCCGAACUGCACGUGGAGAAGGUAGUUCUGGGCAUGCACUGUUAAUUCUUCGACCCGAAGAAUUGGGUUUCUUGCGAUACUUGAAACAAGCAAAAGUACCAUUAAAUGAAUUUGAAUUUUCUUGGAGUAAAAUAGCUGACAUUCAACUUCAGUUGGAAAAGUUGAUUUCCAAAAACUACUUUUUGAACCAAUCAGCAAAGGAGGCCUUUAAAUCUUAUGUUAGAGCAUAUGAUUCGCAUCAAUUAAAAACAAUUUUUAAUGUUGAUACAUUGGAUUUGGCAAAAGUGGCAUUGAGUUUCGGAUUCACUGUGCCACCCGUGGUGGAUUUGAAAAUGACACAUAAAAUUCGUAGCCGACCAGAAAAGAGAGUUGGUGGUGGUGGAUAUGGUCAAUACAAAGCCAUGAAUCAAACUGACAAAAAACGCAAAUUUAAGCAAAUCGACCGGAAUCAAGGCAGCAAAAAGAAAUUCGAACGAUAAAUGUUUAUUAUUCUACAUUCUUCUUAAUUUGAUUAGCGUUGUUGUUAUACAAUAGAUAAAUAAAUAAAUAAAUGCUCUUUUCCA
Molecule: messenger RNA, 2088 nt
Organism: Contarinia nasturtii (swede midge)
Lineage: Eukaryota; Metazoa; Arthropoda; Insecta; Diptera; Cecidomyiidae
Gene: pit
Product: probable ATP-dependent RNA helicase pitchoune
Exons: 11
Coding region: 133-2004 (623 amino acids)
Biological process (GO): maturation of LSU-rRNA from tricistronic rRNA transcript (SSU-rRNA, 5.8S rRNA, LSU-rRNA)
Cellular component (GO): nucleolus
Molecular function (GO): RNA helicase activity; nucleic acid binding; ATP binding
Source: RefSeq, a predicted model, not a curated record